UAAGUAUGGAUGAAGAAGAACCCAUGGAUAUUUCAGGAGAGUCUUUCUCUUUGGGAAGUCCAUCUAGAUUACAAAGAAAUUCUGCCAGUAGAAUUAUUCCACGUCGACAGUCCUUUCCCAUCAAACAGCAAUCAAGGUCUGAGGAUCGUCAGUUCUUGACUAGCAGAACUCCCAAACGUUUGUCUAUGUCUGCCCUGCAGUCUAACUCAAGGGUAGAUUACUCUAAGAGAUAUUCCUCAACUACACCUCAACACUAUCAACCCAGUUCUGUAGAACUGCCACCUCCUCUGAGUGAACAAAUCCACAACCAUUCAACACCAAUCAGAAGUUUGAGUGAUCGUUAUGAACGACCAUCAAAAAUUACACAGAGACAUCAUAAACAUAAAUCCUCGGACAAAGAGGAAGAGGAGGAAGAUGAUCCAUACAUUAGACGUAAAAACAGUCGCAGAAAAAUUGAAAGGAAACGUUCAGAACCAUAUAUAAGUAUCAAACAGAAACUGGCUUUCAUGGCAUUUCUGGUAGUGUUGUUUAUCAUUAUCCAUAUUAUAAAUAGUGCUAGACCAGGGCAGUGUAAGGUAACUGUUGAUAUUCCAAAACUAAAGGAUCAUCUCAAGAAGAAUGUGUUUGGUCAGCAUAUAGCCUCAGAUUUAGUAUUAUCACUGGCAAAGAACCUGUCUGUACAUUUCCGUAAGUCCUUAAAUAACUCCCAGACUGUUGUCUCUUUCCAUGGCUGGUCUGGUAUAGGCAAAAAUCAUAUUGCAAAAAUACUAAAACAGAUGUUUCGACCAGUCAAAGUUAACACAUUCCUUGUUCCCCUUCACUUCCCACAUAGGUCUCAGGACCAGGAAUACCAGGCACUGAUCCCACAGUGGAUAAAGGCUAAUAUUUCACUCUGUAACAUGAAUGUAUUUAUUUUUGAUGAGAUGGACAAAGCGUCAGACAGCGUGAUCCAAGGACUUCAAACUGCUUUGACAGAAAUCAAGAAUUCCAAUUUAACUACAAGAGUCUGGACCUUGUUUAUUCUACUCAGUAACAGCAGAGGGUCAGACAUCAACAAUUAUCUGUUCACUCAGCUAGAAAAUGGUCGUGAAAGAGAAAAUCUUACACAAGAGGAGUUUAUCCCUACACUUACCAGUGAUACAGAAGGGAGCUGGUAUGCUUCUCUCCUUGAGGAGGGACUUAUCACACACACAGUGCCGUUCCUGCCUCUCACAGAGACACAUGUAAAAAGCUGCAUCAUCCGUGAUUUAUACCUGAAGAAUAUGGUUCCUAACAAGGAGACUAUAGAGAAGAUUCUGGGGGAGCUUCCAUUUAACCAACCAGGGGAGAAAGGUGACCGUUACUCUACAACAGGCUGUAAGAGAGUUUCCUCUAAAGUGGAUCUACAUAUGGACGACUGACAAAGUCGACAUACAUAUGGAUGACUGACAAAGUCGAUCUACAUAUGGACGACUGACAAAGUCGAUCUACAUAUGGACGACUGACAAAGUCGAUCUACAUAUGGACGACUGACAAAGUCGACAUAUAUAUGGACGACUGACAAAGUCGAUCUACAUAUGGACGACUGACAAAGUCGACAUAUAUAUGGACGACUGACAAAGUCGAUCUACAUAUGGACGACUGACAAAGUGGAUCUACAUAUGGACGACUGACAAAGUCGACAUAUAUAUGGACGACUGACAAAGUCGAUCUACAUAUGGACGACUGACAAAGUCGAUCUACAUAUGGACGACUGACAAAGUCGACCUAUAUAUGGACGACUGACAAAGUCGACCUAUAUAUGGACGACUGACAAAGUCGACAUAAAUAUGGAUGACUGACAAAGUCAACCUACAUAUGGACAACUGACAAAGUCGACAUACACAUGGACAACUGACAAAGUCAACAUACAUAUCGACAACUCUGACGAAGUCGAACUACACAUGUGGAACUGACAAUGUAGGUCUAUACAUGUGGAUGGCAAUUUAUUUAUAACAAUCUGGACUAUUUUUCAUUAAAAGUGUCCAAUGUGAAGUCUUGGUUCCUCUCGUGGUUAUACAGUAAUACAUGUAUAAAGCAAUCCAGUUUCUGAUGGGUAUUACAUUCCUCGUAGAUAAACACAGGGACUUUGCAUGAAUUUCCAACUCCACAGUAUAAUAAUAUAUUAUAUUAUUUAGUAUGAUACAUAGAGUACACAUACAGGAUUAAGGUGUUAUGUGCCAAGUCCCUGUGGUGGUGGUGGUAGUUAUGUUUUGUUAUGAAUUUGGUAUGUCAUGAGUGUGAUAAAAUGUCUCAAUAUUUUUUUCAUAAUUUGUAUUGACCAUCAAAUUGAAAUAUUUGUUGAGGUACAGGAUUAAAAUAUACAUGUAGAUCAUCAAGUAUGGCAGCUACAAAAAGUUAACUAAAUACUGUUUUUGUUCUGUUCACAAAUAACAUUCGCUAUAUUGUGUUCAUUCUUUCAUAUACAUGUAUAUACAUGUGUAACGGAACUGUACUGGGUCAAUCAUCAGCGACCAGGUAGCUCAGUUGGUAGAGCAUCUGGCUAGUGUUAGGCGGUCCCGGGUUCGAACCCCGGUCUGGCUGCUACAUUUUCUCUUUCUCCUCUUACACAUGUAGAUAUGUUUGAUAUUAGAUUAUAUGUAAUACAUUUAACAAAUGAAUCAGAUAGACAUUAAUUUACAUGUGACAAUUUGAAGAGGUUAAAGACAUUGAAUGAUUUAAGUAGGAUUAGUAUGAACCAGAUGACUAUUAUAAUCAAAUCAAUAUUUCAAAAUACUCAUAAGUCUGUUUAUGAGUGUUUUCAAUGCAGUGAUAUAUUGAUGUUUAAUGAGAUGAUGUGGAAAACUAAAUAUUCAGCAUUUUGUAUUUUAAUUAAAAAACUGUUGCUUCCAUUAUUUAAGUAUUAUUUGUAAUCAUAACUGUUGGUACUUCAAUAUUGUCGGCAUGUUAAGCUCAGAUCAGCAGGAGAUAACUAUUGUAUGCCAGUCUGAUCUCAGUAACAAAGCCAGCACUAUAAUGUUAAUGAAAAAGUUGAUUUAGUUCAGAAUAAGGCCUAGACUUGCAUGUGUAAGGCAUAUAUAUUCUGUGUAAACCUGUGACCUUAGUUUGUCCUGGUGGUCUUGAGCUAAGCUGUGUGAUUUAAUACCUAGACCUCAGUUAGUCCACUAGAUCUUGAAUUGACUUGUGUGAUUUGAUUUUCCCAGACCCAAGUUUAACUUUGUUUUUAAGUUAACCUGUGUGAUUUGAUUUACCCAGACUGAAUUAGAAUGUAAGGAUAUGAACUCCCAUACAGAUAUUUGCCGACUUAAAAAACUUAAAACUUGAAAUAGGUCUUUUUGAAUAAAACAUGUCUAUACACAUGUAAUAUUUUGGCAAAAAAUGUAAAUAUUCUUUCACCAAUGGUCAUGACCUCACUUGACCUGUGGUCAUGUGACAAAAUCUUCUUAACUUCCUUGUUGCAUUC
Pecten maximus is the source of this 3442-nucleotide messenger RNA. RefSeq names its product torsin-1B-like. The transcript has a single exon. Gene Ontology annotation, cellular component: nuclear envelope; endoplasmic reticulum lumen. Gene Ontology annotation, molecular function: ATP binding; ATP hydrolysis activity. NCBI's taxonomy places the organism in Eukaryota, Metazoa, Mollusca, Bivalvia, Pectinida, Pectinidae. The coding region runs from base 6 to 1400 and encodes 464 amino acids. The record is from RefSeq and is a predicted model, not a curated record.